GUAUCAAUAUCUAAUAUCAUUUUUAUUUAAUUAAGGGUCAAAGUUUACAAAUUUUGACCACAAAAUGUCAAAAGUAGACAAAUAUUUUGAGACGGAGGGAGAACCAUUUUUGUACUGUGGAAGUAAAUACUGGGGAUAGGGGAGGUGGGGCGUUUAGUUUACCUCAAGUCCUCAACGCCACAGAAUCUCCGCCUCCGCACCGCCGCCGUCGUCGCCAUCUUCUCCACCACCGGUCGACGUUGGGGCUAUCGUGGCUGCAAUACAACGAAUGGGCAACAAACCUGCAAAGCCAAAGCGAGGGGAUGAUGUGGUGAUGCUGAAGAUUGUGCCUCCUAUAGAUCAGGACUUUGUGCGGCUGCUCUUUCGGGAUGUGGAGAGGAUCCAUGGAUUCACCGUGAGGAACCCUCGCGCCAUCAAGCCCCCGGAUCACUACAUUGAGUACAUGCAGCUGAAUGGAUUGUUGGAUUUAGACUUGGAUGACCCUGACUUGGCUCAUCUCUUCAAGUAGAUCCCACCCCCUUGUGAUUCUUGAAAUAGAAAAUUGUAUUUUAAUCCCAAUGACGACGCUUGCAUAGACAAUAACGUACAGACUGUUAGUGACAGUUUGUCAGUGGCAGUUUGGCACUGCCAGUGUGACAUUGGCAGUUUGGUACUGUCAUUGUGACACUGGCAGUUCAUUGCCAGUGUGACGGUGGCAAUUCCAUUUGAAAAAUAAGGCAAUCUACUGUGACGGAGUACGUGAAUAUUGUGUGUUUUGCGUUGAAUAUGGUGUUGGAUGAAAUACAUUUUAUGUGUUGCAUAUGGGUUGAAAAAUCUGUUUUUUUUCAUGGAAAAGAAAUUACUCCAAUCACU
Cuscuta campestris is the source of this 852-nucleotide messenger RNA. The record is from the annotation of a GenBank genome assembly. NCBI's taxonomy places the organism in Eukaryota, Viridiplantae, Streptophyta, Magnoliopsida, Solanales, Convolvulaceae.